Mytilus trossulus (common blue mussel) is the source of this 874-nucleotide messenger RNA. RefSeq lists its product as uncharacterized. NCBI's taxonomy places the organism in Eukaryota, Metazoa, Mollusca, Bivalvia, Mytilida, Mytilidae. The transcript has 2 exons. Bases 143 to 757 code for a protein of 204 amino acids. The record is from RefSeq and is a predicted model, not a curated record.
CCACAAAAUCGGGUAGAUACAGACAAAUUAUGCAAAUUAGUAAGUGCCUGCAUGAUAUAUAAGCCUGCACACAGCCCAUCGACAGUAUUACCAAAAGCUUACACAGAAUAAUUUAAUCAAGGAAAAGACAUUGCAAAGCGAAAUGAAGUAUACAGUUUUAGCAUUGGUCUGUAUUGUGGUUGUGAAUGGAUACAGUUUCAAGCGUACUGAGAAAUCCAAAUAUCUUGGAGACAGGGAAAAGUUCAUUUUAAAACACGCUGGUAUCGAAAUGGCAAAAGAGGAAUUCGGCGAAAAAGGUGCUGAAGAAGCUGACAAAAUACUUGGAAAUUGUCUAGAAAAACCAGAUGAAGAGAUCGGAGAGUGCAUGCUAGAUGCGGGUAAACGCCUUUGUGAAGAAGGAGAAGAUGAUCAAUGCAAAAGAAUCGAAGACCACAUAAUGUUCACGAUCGCUGUAGGUAAAAAUCUACUGGAAAGUGGGUGCCUUGCUAAGGAGGUUGAAGAUGCUGAUAUCGGGCCGUGUCUCCAAGGUAAAUGUAUGGCGAUAUGCGAUAAUGUUUGUGAUGAUUUAGAGGAAACCGAAGAAGAAUGUGAUUGCCAAGAAUGUUGCAAGGUUGAAGAAAAAGAUCUAGAAAGUGCAGUAGAAGAACUCGAGAGUAAAGAAGAGAGGUCAACACGUUUAAAUAAGCUCAGAAAACUUAACAUUUUCCGUUCUGUGUUGAACAAAAGAUACUUCGGAAAUCUGAUCAAGAGAAAGUAGAAGCCACCAUUAAUCAAAAAACCCACAUAGACAAUAACUCAGAAAGGACAACAACCUUGCAAUGAAUAGUUUGUAAUGUUUAGAAAAGCUUUUUAAUUCAUAAAUAUUUGCAUUCAU